AUGGGGCUCUGUGACCGCGGUAUGCAGAUGCUGCUCACCACGGUCGGAGCGUUCGCCGCCUUCAGCCUGAUGACCAUUGCGGUGGGCACCGAUUACUGGCUGUACUCCCGGGGAGUGUGCAGGACCAAGACCAACACCGGCAACGACACCGAGAGAAAAAACGAGGAAGUGAUGACCCACUCCGGACUUUGGAGGACUUGUUGUCUAGAAGGUACUUUCAAAGGAAUCUGCAAAAUAAUUGAUCACUUUCCAGAGGAUGCAGAUUAUGAGCAGGACACUGCGGAAUACUUAUUGCGUGUCGUCAGGGCCUCCAGUAUAUUCCCGAUACUGAGCGUGGGAUUACUGUUUCUUGGAGGUGUCUGUGUUGCAGCUGGUGAAUUCUACAAGAGCAAGCACAAUGUUGUCCUCAGCUCUGGGAUUUUUUUUGUAGCAGCAGGUUUGAGUAACAUUAUUGGAAUCAUUGUCUACAUAUCGGCUAAUGCUGGAGACCCUGGGCAAAGCGAUUCCAAAAAGAACAAUUACUCCUACGGAUGGUCCUUCUAUUUUGGGGCACUGUCGUUCAUCAUUGCUGAGACAGUGGGGGUGUUGGCUGUGCACAUGUACAUCGACAAACACCGACAGCUGCGAGUCAAGUCACGCAGCGACGUGCUGAAGAAGUCGACCCUUGCGCGGAUCCCCAGCUACAGGUACCGAUUCCGGCGAAGGUCGAGUUCCCGCUCCACGGAGCCUCGGUCCAGGGAGCCGUCUCCGGCUGGAGUGAAAGCCUACAGCGUGCCGCCUCCCAGCGACAUCUCCAUGUACACACUGUCCAGGGAGCCUUCCAAAGCCGCGGGCUCCGCCAAACUCCCUGCCGAGCGGGACGCCAAGUUCUUGCAAGUUCGCAACUGCCUUUCCAAAGACUCGAAGGAAUCUGCUCAGGCCAACCCGGCCAACAGGCGGACCACGCCGGUCUGAAACCACAGGUUGACUCCUUUGCUGCGAGCGGGUGGACCGACGGCCCGAGGGGGAGGGAGGUGAGCUGGGCCCCGGGGGCUAGCCCUCCAGGCUGGGACUCCCCAGGGCAGCUCGGGCCGCUGUACCCCUUCGAUCUGGGAGAGGGGGCGAAUAAUUCACUGCCGGAGAUGAGAAGAUCGUCCCCGCCCCCUCAGCCCGGGAAGUGUUUCGUGUUCUAACUAUAGACAUUUCCGUUCAAGAUCAAGUUCUUUCUUUGAUCACCCUGGAACCCCUACAAAACUGCUCCAACUUUUCUCAACCUUCUCUGCAUGUCUUCGGGAUUCUCUGUAUCACUGACAGUCCUUUAAUGAUGGCAAAGACUACCUUUUUUAUAUAUAUAUUAAUGAAGCAGCAUUGGUUCAAUCCUAGCAUUUUAAUGCCUUCGUAUUUUAACAUUCUGAAUAAAAUCAGCGCAGUUUAAAUUAAAUAGUUUAGCUGCCAAAAGCACAGAUUAAAAAUGAACCUCGGUGAUUUAUGUAAAAAACAGCAGAA
Messenger RNA from Hemiscyllium ocellatum (epaulette shark), 1485 nucleotides. RefSeq names its product voltage-dependent calcium channel gamma-3 subunit-like. Lineage: Eukaryota; Metazoa; Chordata; Chondrichthyes; Orectolobiformes; Hemiscylliidae. The transcript is spliced from 4 exons. Gene Ontology annotation, molecular function: channel regulator activity; voltage-gated calcium channel activity. Gene Ontology annotation, biological process: transmission of nerve impulse; regulation of AMPA receptor activity; neurotransmitter receptor transport, postsynaptic endosome to lysosome. The coding region runs from base 1 to 954 and encodes 317 amino acids. Gene Ontology annotation, cellular component: AMPA glutamate receptor complex; postsynaptic density membrane. The record is from RefSeq and is a predicted model, not a curated record.